Messenger RNA from Oncorhynchus mykiss (rainbow trout), 5122 nucleotides. It is a transcript of the gene dbh, whose product is annotated as dopamine beta-hydroxylase (dopamine beta-monooxygenase). The record is from RefSeq and is a predicted model, not a curated record. Lineage: Eukaryota; Metazoa; Chordata; Actinopteri; Salmoniformes; Salmonidae. Gene Ontology annotation, biological process: norepinephrine biosynthetic process; dopamine catabolic process; octopamine biosynthetic process. Gene Ontology annotation, cellular component: secretory granule membrane. Gene Ontology annotation, molecular function: copper ion binding; dopamine beta-monooxygenase activity.
UCUCGCUCUCUUGCUUUCUCGCUCUCCCGCUCUUUCUAGCUCUCUGUUCCUCUCUCUCUUUUCUCUAGUUCACAUCCUUCUUUUGAGGCUUGUCUUUUGUGUCGCUACUGUGUCAGUGGCGGAAGGAAGGAAGGAACUGGAGCUAGUAGAAGCAGCCUGUAUAGUCUCAGCCAGCUACGUGUGGGCCUGCCUGGUGCAUUGUCAUGUCUCUCAGGCUAUAAGACACAGCAGCCCCAUGGCUUCAGGGCACAGCCCAUCAUUACAUUACCCAUGCUGCCUCUCUGCUACGCUUAACCCCUCCCUCGCUCCCUCCAUCCCCUGCUGACCUUUUCGGUAAACAAGGUGUCCAUGUAUCUUCAUUGAGAAAAACACAAUGCUAUUGACAGCCUUCUGAUUGUAUCUUCCUCUAACCCUGGAGGGGUGGGUAAUGGUGGGGAUUAAUGGUGGGUUAUCUGACACACACACACACACACAUGCACAUGCACACGCACACACACAUGCACACACAAAGAGGAGGGCAGGACAAUAGUGAGGGUUAAUGUUAUUUUACUUCAGAGACAUUGUGCCUCCUGUUUGAAUUAGCCUCCUGAAAAGCCAGGUGAAAGCCAGGUGAAAGCCAGUUGAAAGCCAGGUGAAAGCCAGUUGAAAGCCAGGUGAAAAACAGGUGAAAGCCAGGUGAAAGCCAGUUGAAAGCCAGGUGAAAAACAGGUGAAAGUCAGGUGAAAGCCAGUUGAAAGCCAGGUGAAAGUCAGGUGAAAGUCAGCUGAAAGCCAGUUGAAAGCCAGGUGAAAGUCAGGUGAAAGCCAGGUGAAAGUCAGGUGAAAGCUAGUUGAAAGCCAGUUGAAAGCCAGGUGAAAGUCAGGUGAAAGCCAGGUGAAAAACAGGUGAAAGACAGUUGAAAGCCAGGUGAAAAACAGGUGAAAGCCAGUUGAAAGCCAGGUGAAAAACAGGUGAAAGUCAGUUGAAAGCCAGGUGAAAGCCAGUUGAAAGUCAGGUGAAAGCCAGUUGAAAGCCAGGUGAAAGCCAGGUGAAAGCCAGGUGAAGACUGGUGAAAGCCAGGUGAAAGCCAGGUGAAAGCCAGUUGAAAGCCAGGUGAAAGCCAGGUGAAAGUCAGGUGAAAGCUAGUUGAAAGCCAGUUGAAAGCCAGGUGAAAUUCAGGUGAAAGCCAGGUGAAAAACAGGUGAAAGCCAGUUGAAAGCCAGGUGAAAAACAGGUGAAAGCCAGUUGAAAGCCAGGUGAAAGUCAGGUGAAAGCCAGUUGAAAGCCAGGUGAAAAACAGGUGAAAGGCAGUUGAAAGCCAGGUGAAAAACAGGUGAAAGCCAGUUGAAAGCCAGGUGAAAAACAGGUGAAAGCCAGUUGAAAGCCAGGUGAAAAACAGGUGAAAGUCAGUUGAAAGCCAGGUGAAAGCCAGUUGAAAGUCAGGUGAAAGCCAGUUGAAAGCCAGGUGAAAGCCAGGUGAAAGCCAGGUGAAGACUGGUGAAAGCCAGGUGAAAGCCAGGUGAAAGCCAGUUGAAAGCCAGGUGAAAGCCAGGUGAAGGAGGAUUGUUCCUUGAAAACCAACACCUGGUGAGAUCGAUAGCAUGAUACCAGCUUUCAGCAACAAGGACAAAUAGCAAAUUGUGUGUCUUACUCCAGAAUAAAAUAAUUACUCUACAAGGACUAACAUUGGCAUAUUCAUAAAAUGUUUUCUCAUUAAUGAUGAAUAUUUCUGUUUCCGUUAUUACAGGCCUUUCUGUCAGUGCUAUUUGUUGUUGAUUAAAAUCAAUGAAAGCAUCAUCUGCAGAAGAACGUGAGAGUUAACCAGAGAGCCGUAAAGUCUGUUUUGAUAUCAUGUCACGACAAACUAAAAUAACAACAUUUUUUGGUGUUAUUUCCUCAGAUCAUAAUCUCAAAGCAGUUGUCAUGGUGAAAGGUCCCAGAGUUUUGACUGGUCAGGUGAUGCGGUGCUAGAAUGGCUCACGUACACGUUGUGGCUGGUCUUCUGCCUGAUCAGACAGAUAGCAACCAAGGUCAGAGUUUGAGCAUCAGACUUCCCUUAAAUCCAGCCAUACAUCCCCAAUUGGCCUAUGAGGCCAAAACCAGAGGAGAUUGAAUAGGCAAUAAAACUCAGUUAGUCUGUCUGGAUUGCCAUUGAUAAUGUCCAUGGUCCAUUAGGAUCAAUUAUGGACUGGCAGAUGUCGAAAACCGUGCUUGACCCGAGGGCUUAAUGAAAACAAUUGAAUUUUGGUCAACAAACAUAAUGUCGUUAAAUUAGAUAAAGAGUCAGGGGUCACAUGGGAUUUCCUUUAAAAGACUAGAAAGAGAAUGAGAGGGAUGAGACAGGUCGCAGAGACAGAGAGAGACACAGGCCAGAGGAGAGACACCAACCAAGAAGAGACAGGAAACAGAAAAAGAAGAAGACGGUGUUCGAUGGCAUUCAAUCGAGAGAAAAAGAGACUAGUUGGAAAAAGAUGAGGAACUGAGAAGACAGGAUACUGUGAAAAAAACGGAUAACCCACUAACCAGACAUUGGCUUGAGGAACCACCUGGAGAAAUAAGGAGAAAGAGAAGAGAGCGAUACUGUGAAAAAACAACUGGUAGACAAGAGAAUGAGAGGCACUUCAGAUGCUCUUUGUGAGGACUGAGUUACACUGAGACUAACAGACCAAACAACCAACUAACCAACUCACCAUCCUACUGACACCGGCUAACUGACCAACCGACUAACCAAGCCAUCACCCAGACAAUAGUCUCUGCACAGUAUGCGCCUCUUCAACAAGAACCUGAGGCUGCAGGACGUGACUCUGAUGUACCUGACCGUCUUAGCCACCCUGGUGGUGAUCCUGGUAGCCUCCUACCAGGUAGAUCCUGCUGCCAGCCCCUCCAGGGGAGGAUCCACCCCAACCUCCACCUCCACACCGGUGCAGCUGCCCUACCAUAUGCCCCUGGACCCCCGCGGACACCUCCAGCUCUCUUGGAACAUCUCCUACCCCCUCCAGGAGCUGUAUCUGGAGGUGCGCUGCAGUGAGAUGAAACAUGGCCUGGUCCUGGGAAUGUCCGACCGCGGGGAGCUCACCAACGCUGACCUGGUGGUCCUCUGGGACGACGGCCACCAGUCCUUCUUUGGGGAUGCGUGGAGUGACAGUCAGGGUCAUGUGAGUCUGGACAGCCAACAGGACUACCAGCUGAUGGACACCAGGCAGACACCUGAGGGAUUCUCCCUGCUGUUCAAGAGACCCUUCAGCACCUGCGACCCCAGAGAUUACAUCAUAGAGGAGGGUACUGUUCACCUGAUCUACGGAGUGUUGGAUCAGCCAAUCCGCUCGCUCCAGCAGCUCAACCUGUCCCAGAUUGAGACGGGAGUGCAGAGGGCCCUCCUGCUGCGCCCAGACACCCCACCCCCCUCCCUGCCCCGAGACGUACAAACCCUGGAGGUCCGGACCCCCGACAUCACCAUCCCCACCCAGGAGACCACCUACUGGUGCCACAUCUUCCAACUGACACCCAACAUGCCCAAGAACCACAUUGUCAUGUAUGAGUCGGUGGUAACCCCUGGUAACGAGGCCAUAGUGCACCACAUGGAAGUGUUUGAGUGUUCUCCUGAGAUGAGUACAGUCCCACAGUACAGCGGGUCCUGUGACUCCAAGAUGAAGCCCGCCAGCCUCAACUAUUGUCGCCAUGUUCUGGCGGCCUGGGCUAUGGGGGCUAAGUCUUUCUACUACCCAACUGAUGCAGGGCUGCCUCUAGGAGGACCAGCGUCUUCCAGGUUUCUUCGACUAGAGGUGCACUACCACAACCCACUCCUCAUAUCAGGUCGUAAGGACAACUCUGGGGUGCGUCUCUACCACACCUCCAGCUUAAGGAGGUACGACGCGGGCAUCAUGGAGCUUGGGCUGGUCUACACCCCGGUCAUGGCCAUACCACCCAGAGAACAGAACUUCCAUCUCACAGGAUUCUGCACGUCCAAGUGUACACAAACUGCCCUUCCUUCAGGGGGGAUCAACAUCUUUGCGUCCCAGCUGCACACCCACUUGGCUGGGAGAGGGGUGAGGACGGUUCUGGUGAGGGGUGGAAGAGAGGUGAAGGUGGUACAGGAGGAUAAGCAUUUCAGCACCCACUAUCAGAUAAUCAGAAUGCUGAGGAAGAUGGUGACAGUGCUGCCUGGGGACGUCCUCUUGACAAAGUGUACAUACAACACAGAGGACAGGAGCCAGCCUACGGUGGGAGGCUUUGGGAUCAUGGAGGAGAUGUGUGUGAACUAUGUACACUACUACCCCAGAACUCAACUAGAACUCUGUAAGAGUAACAUUGACCCUGGAUACCUGCAGAAGUACUUCAGCUUCAUCAACAGGUUCCAGGGUGGUGAUGUGUGUAGCUGUGGUCAGGCCAGUGUGACGGACCAGUUCUCCUCUUUGUCCUGGGACUCCUUCAGUGGAGAGGUUCUCAACUCUCUCUACAACACUGCUCCCAUCUCCAUGGCCUGUAACCAGUCCUCUGCCAAGCUCUUCCCUGGCGACUGGGAAAAGCAGGAGCUUCCUGUUGUGACAUCACAGCUCCAGAGGCCCCUCUACCCGUGUGAGGGGGGCAAGCUGCCCUCCCAGAGCAGUGAGCCCACCGUGGUGCAGCCUGACAGGGGGGAGGAGGUCUGAUGCCCCUCUGAAUAUCAACCCCCUUCUUUCUCUCUCUGGUGAUCUACUUCACCUCCACCACAUCAACAACACAAGGACUAGCAUGAUAUCAGCUCUGUCAUCAUCACAUUCCAGUAUUAUUACACAGUGAAUUACGACAACAUACUCCAACAUCUCUCACCAGAUAUGUUUUGUCCAAUGAAUCUGAAAACAUUGUCACAUUGUUGGGUGAAGAUACUGGUGGAUAAAUAUGAAGCUUGAUUUUACUGGUCGUCGUGGUUUAUCAUUUUAAGCUGUAUGUUAAUCAUUGACAUCAAGAACUGCAUAUCAAUGAUACGUGUUAAAGUCUUCUAAACCUGUCACUCAAUUGAUUUGGACAUAUAGGACCAGUUUCCCAGAGACAGAUUAAGCCUAAUUCUAGUCCCAUGCUUAACAAAUAACAUUAUUGUCUGUCCCAAAGAAAGAAUUCCUGCAUUGCAUUUGAAAUGAAUCAAUAAAGUGUAUUGAAGAAUUCA